Messenger RNA from Conger conger (European conger), 485 nucleotides. Its product is annotated as protein S100-G-like. The record is from RefSeq and is a predicted model, not a curated record. Gene Ontology annotation, molecular function: calcium ion binding; transition metal ion binding. Lineage: Eukaryota; Metazoa; Chordata; Actinopteri; Anguilliformes; Congridae. Bases 107 to 409 code for a protein of 100 amino acids. The transcript is spliced from 3 exons.
GGGAAGGAGGGAUUGGGGAGGGGACUGGUGGCAGCAAUAUAAAACACACACAGCUCCUUCUUAAGAACUUAUUCCACUCCAUCUUCUAUUCCUUACUGCUCAUAAAAUGGAACCCCAAAUAUGCAUGUGCGAUUGCAUUGCUGGACUCCAGUUUAUCUUCGACAAGUACGCCGGCAGAGAUGGGAACAAAGAAACCCUCACCAAGGAUGAGCUGAAGGAACUGUUCAAGGCCGAGGCCAAGGGUGGCGGCACGCAGAUGCCUGAUGAAGCAAUGGAAGGUAUGUUCCAGGCGAUGGACGAGGACAAAAACGACGAGAUUUCCUUCCAAGAGUACAUGCUAUUUGUGGCGAAACUUGCCAUACUGGCUUCAAAAAUGAAAGGGUGUAUGGGUGGACAGAAGAGGAGCUAACUUUCACCAAGUACUGCAGCUCCCCACUACACACACCAAUGUUCUUGUUCUGAAAAAAUAAACAGAUAAGAAACUA